Messenger RNA from Psammomys obesus (fat sand rat), 1682 nucleotides. It is a transcript of the gene Adprm, whose product is annotated as ADP-ribose/CDP-alcohol diphosphatase, manganese dependent. The transcript has 6 exons. Gene Ontology annotation, molecular function: ADP-ribose diphosphatase activity; 2',3'-cyclic-nucleotide 2'-phosphodiesterase activity; CDP-glycerol diphosphatase activity. Lineage: Eukaryota; Metazoa; Chordata; Mammalia; Rodentia; Muridae. The record is from RefSeq and is a predicted model, not a curated record. The coding region runs from base 571 to 1584 and encodes 337 amino acids.
GACCCUGCAACUGCAGGAACGCAGAAGGCAUCCGCGCCAGCGCCGCCAUGAGUUCAGGAGACCGCGCCUCCUUCGGCCCGCCCCCCCCCCACUUCCGCCAGAGCUUCCGCUUCCGCCGGAGGCCGGGCGAGGCCGCUCUUUCCCCUGGGCUCGGUGGUGAUGCGCUGUCUAUCAGGUUGUCAAGGAAUCCCGGGUCGGGCAGCGGCUGGCGGGGAUCCCAUCGUUGCUUCAGUGAUUGUUACAUUGGAGCAUGAUACUGUUUUUCUCCGUGUUUGGCCCAUCUGACCUAUUGUGCUGCUCCCUACCACAAUGUCGAGAGACUCCAGCCCAUGUCUUCUGCCUCACUUCCCCUCUGAGACUUUGGUCCCUUCCUUAAUCAUCAUAGUUGAUGAUGGUUGAAGAUCUGUUUCCUGUAACUAUUUGCUGAACAAGGAUGUGUACCCUGCCCAUCCAGCCAUCAGCCAUCUCAAGCUGUCUCAUCUUUAUAGGACGUGAGAGAUUCUGAGCUUGGAGACUGCAGGAUCAUCAUUCUGUGGGAAUGUAGAUUAUUUAGAAGCCUGCUUGGAAGUUAUGUCUGACAAGCUGGACCCCAAUUCCCCGGCUGAUGGAUCAGAGCCACUUUUUUCCUUUGGAGUUAUAGCAGAUAUUCAAUAUGCCGAUUUAGAAGAUGGAUACAAUUAUCAGAGAAGCAGGCGGAGGUACUACCGACACAGUCUUGUUCACUUACAGGGUGCCAUUGAAGACUGGAAUAGCGAAAGCAGCAUGCCCUGUUGUGUCCUGCAGCUCGGAGACAUCAUUGACGGCUACAAUGCACAGUAUAAAGUGUCAGAAAAGUCUCUAGAACUUGUCAUGAACACAUUCCAAAUGCUUAAGGUCCCAGUUCACCAUACCUGGGGAAACCAUGAAUUCUAUAACUUCAGUAGAGACUACCUAGCAAACUCUAAACUGAACAGCAAAUUUCUAGAAGACCGGAUCGUGCAGCACCCUGAGACCACACCAUCAGAGGACUAUUACGCUUAUCACUUUGUGCCGUUCCCCAAAUUCCGGUUCAUUUUACUUGAUGCUUAUGAUCUGAGUGUCUUGGGCAUAGAUCAGUCUUCUCCAAAGUAUGAGCAGUGUCUGAAGAUGCUGAGGGAGCACAACCCAAAUGUGGAGUUGAAUAGUCCCCAAGGACUUUCUGAGCCCCAGUAUGUCCAGUUUAAUGGAGGAUUCAGUCAAGAACAGCUGAACUGGUUGAAUGAAGUUCUUAAGUUCUCUGACACAAACCAGGAAAAGGUGGUGAUUGUGAGUCACCUUCCCAUUUACCCAGAGGCCUCGGACAGUGUGUGCCUGGCUUGGAACUACAUGGAUGCCCUGUCGAUCAUAUGGUCUCACAAGUGUGUGGUGUGCUUCCUUGCUGGCCACACACAUGACGGUGGCUACUCUGAGGAUUUGUUUGGUGUACACCACGUCAACCUUGAAGGAGUUAUUGAAACAGCUCCCGACAGCCAGGCCUUUGGCACAGUUCAUGUCUACCCUGACAAAAUGCUGCUGAAAGGGAGAGGCAGAGUUCCAGACAGAAUUAUGAACUACAAAAAGGAAUAAGCUUUGUGUUUUUAGUCUCAUUAUCUUGUCUGCCUUUGUAGAAAGAGAAUGAUGUUUUGUGUUUUACCCUGUUGCAUAAAAAGUUAAAUUCUCGGUCC